GCCCGUCCGGAAGAGGCAGCGUCGCCCGCCUCCCGGCCGAGUGCUAGGCCCGCAACCCUGCGGCGGCUACCCUCCUGCGGCGCGGCCCCUCAUCCUGGCGAACGCGACGGCGGCGGCGGCGGCGGCGCGGGCCAUGGAUUAAGGCGGCGGCGGCGUGGGAGGAGGAAGAUGGCGGCUGGCAAGAGCGACGGCAGCGCCGGGGAGAUUACUUUUCUGGAAGCUUUGGCUAGAUCAGAAUGUAAAAGAGAUGGAGGUUUUAAAAAUAAUUGGAGCUUUGAUCAUGGAGAAGAAAGUGAAGGAGAUACAGAUAAAGAUGAGGCAAAUCUACUCAGUGUAGAUGAAGAUGAGGAUUCUGAAACCUCCAAAAGGAAAAAGUUAAAUCGUCAAUCUGAAAUUGUUGCUACUAGUUCUGUUGAUCCCUGGAAGACAUGUGCAAGACGAAACAAGAUUGAAAGUUUAAAACCUUUGAAAGGCAACGCAAUUGGACUUAACAUGUUGAGCAACAAUAAGAAAUUGAGUGAAAAUACACAAAAUUCAUCAUUAUGUUCUGGAACUGUAAGACGUUUUCCUCAUGCUAAUGCACAGAUAGCAAUAGUAAAAACAGCAGCCCAAAGCAGUCUGGACCAAAAGGAAAGGAAAGAAUACCCACCUCAUGUCCAAAAAUUUGAAAGUAACCCUGUAAGGUUAAGUCGGCCCCAAGGUGUUGAUCGUAUAAUGAAAAAAACAGAAGAGUCUGAAUCACACCUGGAGUCUGAAAUUAAAAGGAAAGUUGCACAGAAACGUCACAGUAGUACAUAUCAGUCUACCCCACCUUCUCCGUCUCCUGCUUCCAAAAAAUGUUUAACUGAUUUAGAGGUUUCUAAACAGUGUGGAUAUUGUCCAAAAUGUGGGAAAGAAAAAGAAAAUCAGACCAAAUGCCAAAGUUGUGGUAUUCAUUUUCCUAAGGAUUUGCAGAGAAAUUGCAGACAAGCUGUAACUUUGAAUGACUCUGCUGGAUUAUCAUUAAGAACAUCAAUUCAUCAGAAUUCUGGAGGACAGAAGUUACAAAACACAAUAUUACCAGCCAAGAAGUUUUAUGGCAACAGUGUCGAAGAGAUUCCAAUUGAUCUUAUUGUGAAUUGUGAUGAGAGGAGACAGAAUUGUUUACAUACUAAUGGGAAAGUCAUUUUAUCUAGGGCAAAAGUAGCCAAAAUCACAAACCUGAAAGAAAGGAAAACAAGCCUGUCAGACCUAAAUGAUCCAAUCAUUUUGUCCAGUGAUGAUGAUGAUGAUGAUGACAAUGACAGGACUAACAGAAGAGAAAGCGUCUCUCCUCAACCUGCUGAUUCAGCAUGUUCUUCCCCAGCACCAUCCACUGAAAAAGUAGAAGCAGCACUAAAUGAAAACACUUGUAGAAUAGAGCAUGAACUAAGAAGCAUUCCAGCAGAUUCAGAAUUAAAUACAGUUACAUUGCCAAGAAAAGCAAGAAUGAAAGACCAGUUUGGUAAUUCUAUUAUCACCACACCUCUAAAACGUCGCAAAGUGAUUUCUCAAGACACUUUAGUUGAUCCUGUAUCGUUAAGCUGCCAAAGCUCCUCUGAUACCGUAGUUUUAAACUGUCGAAGUAUACGAGUAGGAACACUCUUCCGACUAUUAAUAGAACCUGUAAUUUUUUGUUUAGAUUCUAUCAAGAUACAGCUAGAAGAACCAGAAAAUGAUCCUGUAGGGAUUACUUUAAAUACCUCUGAUCUAACAAAAUGUGAAUGGUGUAAUGUCCGAAAAUUACCAAUAGUGUUUCUUCAGACUACACCGGCAGUUUAUCAGAAGCUGAGCAUGCAACUGCAGAUGAACAUGGAGGAUAAAGUUUGGAAUGACUGUAAAGGAGUAAAUAAGUUAACAAAUUUGGAAGAACAAUACAUAAUUCUAAUUUUUCAAAAUGGCCUUGAUCCUCAGGCAAAUAUGCUAUUUGAAAAUAUUAUUACUGACAUUGGUAUAAAGAAUAAUGUGUCAAAUUUUUUUGUGAAAAUUCCCUUUGAUGAAGCCAAUAGCAGACUUGUCGCCUGUACAAGAACCUAUGAAGAGAGCAUCAAAGGAAGUUGUGUGCAAAAAGAAAACAAAAUUAAAAAUGUGGCCCUUGAAUCUAAAAUACAACUUAAAAACAAACAAGAAUUCCAAUUUUUUGAUGAUGAGGAAGAAACUGGAGAGAGCCAUACCAUCUUCAUGGGUCCUGUAGAAAAAUUGAUAGUAUAUCCACCACCUCCAGCUAAGGGAGGCAUCUCCGUUACUAAUGAGGACCUGCAUUGUCUAAGUGAAGGAGAAUUUUUAAAUGAUGUUAUUAUAGACUUUUAUUUGAAGUAUUUGGUGCUUGAAAAAUUGAAGAAAGAAGAAGCUGACCGAAUUCAUAUAUUCAGUUCUUUUUUCUAUAAACGCCUUAAUCAAAGGGAGAGGAGAAAUCUUCAUGAAACAACUAAUCUAUCAAUACAGCAGAAGCGACAUGGAAGAGUAAAAACAUGGACCCGGCAUGUAGAUAUUUUUGAGAAGGAUUUUAUUUUUGUACCCCUUAAUGAAGCUGCACACUGGUUUUUGGCCGUUGUUUGUUUCCCUGGUUUGGAAAAACCAAAGUAUGAACCUAAUCCUCAUUACCAUGAAAAUACAGUCACGCAAAAAAGUUCACCUGUAGAGGACAGUUGUAUUUCUUCUCCUUCAGCCAGUGAAAUGGACAAUUGUUCACAAAACUCUGCUGCCAAGCCUGUAAUUAAGAAGAUGCUAAACAGAAAGCAUUGCAUAGCUGUAAUUGAUUCAAAUAAUGAACAGGAAGAAAGUGACCCUCGUUAUCGGAGAAACAUAAGCAGUGUGAAAUGUAGUCUGAAAAAAAUAAAUCAUACUGCAAGUGAAAAUGAAGAAUUCAAUAAAGGAGAACCCGCAUGCCAGCAAUUUGUUGAUAGGACUGAAAGUGAGGAUGGCCUACAGAAUGAAUAUUUAAGUUCUAUGCACCAUACAGAUGGUUUAAGCAAAAUAAGACUAAACUACAGUGAUGAAUCAGCUGAAGGUAGUAAAAUGCUUGAAGAUGAAUUCGUCGACUUCUCAGAAGAUCAGGAUAACCAGGAUGAUAGCAGUGAUGAUGGACUCCUUGCUGAUGACAACUGCAGUUCAGAAAUAGGACAGUGGCAUUUAAAGCCUACUAUCUGUAAACAACCUUGUAUCCUACUGAUGGACUCACUCAGAGGCCCUUCUCGGUCAAAUGUUGUCAAAAUUCUAAGAGAGUAUUUAGAGGUGGAAUGGGAAGUUAAAAAAGGAAGCAAAAGAAGUUUUUCCAAAGAUGUUAUGAAAGGCUCUAAUCCAAAAGUACCGCAGCAAAACAACUUCAGUGACUGUGGCGUAUAUGUAUUGCAGUAUGUAGAGAGCUUUUUUGAGAAUCCAAUUCUCAAUUUUGAAUUACCAAUGAAUCUGGCAAACUGGUUUCCUCCCCCAAGAAUGAGAACAAAAAGAGAAGAAAUCCGAAACAUAAUUCUGAAGCUACAGGAAGAUCAGAGCAAAGAGAAGAAGAAGCAUAAGGACACUUACUCAACAGAAACGUCUUUAGGUGAAGGAGCAGAACAGUGCGUCAAUAGCAUCUCAGAUUGACUGUUUCCGAUGCUUGUCAGUAUUGUCUUCAGAACUGAGUGACUUUCAACUUUGGGUAUAGACAGUAAAGAACUGAAAUGCUCACUACUCAGAGUGAUUUGGAAAUGUUAAUGAUUGUAUAAAUGUCAUAUAAUUAAUUUCCAAUGGAGUAUGUAUUAAGUAAAAGUCUGUAAAUAUGUUAAUGAGGCCAAUUUUUCCAGCAUUUAUAAUUAUUUUUUUCACUUGUUAGGAAGCUUUUGUUAUGUAUUUUCUGUUAAUAGUACUUAAAACUGCAACUUCUAAACACAAAUAAAUAAAAAGAAAAUAUUUAUAGGAGGAAAUGA
Molecule: messenger RNA, 3926 nt
Organism: Dama dama (fallow deer)
Lineage: Eukaryota; Metazoa; Chordata; Mammalia; Artiodactyla; Cervidae
Gene: SENP6
Product: SUMO specific peptidase 6
Exons: 24
Coding region: 169-3603 (1144 amino acids)
Biological process (GO): regulation of kinetochore assembly; protein desumoylation; regulation of spindle assembly
Cellular component (GO): nucleus; cytoplasm
Molecular function (GO): SUMO-specific endopeptidase activity
Source: RefSeq, a predicted model, not a curated record